AAAAAAAAUUUCUAUUCGAAAUAGAUAACGUUCAUUCCGUCCCACUUUUUGGAUCAAUAAAUUAUAUUUUAUAUUCAUGUGGAGUUCACAUGUUUCACAUGUUUCACAUGUAGAUUAAAUUUUAUUAGUGGUCCUUAUAUUUUGAUACUCAUUAUACGAAAAUGGCUAAGGCAGGAAAAAAGGUUUCUGACCAGAUAUCGGAAGCAGCUCAGGUCGCGGAUGUGAUUGGCACUCCCAUACAAUUUUCACAGAAAUGCAAGAGAAUUAUAGAAGCAAUAAUAAGUGACUUGAAUGUGUGUGAUAUGAAAUGGAGUUUAUUCGUAACCGCGGUACAGAACAGUGACAAUUAUAAAAGAAUGUUGCCAUACCUGCCUGGAUUUGUAAAAAACCAUACACAUUUAAUGACGUUAAUAAACGAUGUUCCCUAUAUGUAUGAGUUGUACAGCAGAUUAUUGAAGCAAACCAGGUCUUGUCAAAAAUUCUCAAUUCUGUUAGUCCAUUGGGUACUUUUCGAACUAAAUUUGCCAACAUUUCAAAGUCUCUCUGGUGAAGAUAUUAACGAACUCCUGACUAAAUUACCUCAAAAUCAUGCGUCUGAUAAGCCUACUCACAUAUUCAAAGUCAACUAUGAUGAAACGAGUGAGGAAGAAAAAUUAUUUAAGGCAAGAACCGGUUAUUACCCGACAAAGCAUACCUUUUUUGGUUGCGCAACUGAUAAUUUAUUUGAAAUACUAAGUGGAGGCUUUAAGGAGUAUAGGGACAGUGGUAAUAAUGGAAUACCAUUCAAUAGUGAGUGUACACGUGUAAAGAAUGAUACUCCCAGAACACCAUGUUCCGACAAUAAUUCAACCAUGGGUGAAUCCUUUAAGGCUGUCGCAUUAUGUGAAUUUAUAGAAAGAAAGGAAUACAUUCAUAGCAGGUCGCAGGACAAAGACUCUUAUAUACACAUACAUAUUCCAGAUAUGAUUCGCAUCCGCUAUGUCUUUUUUUAUUGUGAAAAUGUGAAAGAGAUCGUAGAAGAGCUCGACCCUAUAGAAGAAAAUGUGAUUGAUAAAUUUUGGAAAAGUAGUUACUUCUUACCAGUGACUGGGUGUGCUAUAGCGGUUUCAGUGCUUGCGUUCAUAUACAGAGAAGAUAUCAAGAAGGUCCUGUAUUCAAUUUCUGACGUACAAAUGAAGAAUAUAAAAGCUCUUGUGUCGCGCGUUUGUACUCCUUCCGACUCUCAUUUUUAAACACUUUUUGGAAAUAAAUUUUUAUUGAUGUGAUUGGUUUUUUAAUAGUGGGACAAGUAAUAAAUAAUAUUUUGUUGAUUGAA
Messenger RNA from Teleopsis dalmanni, 1315 nucleotides. RefSeq lists its product as uncharacterized. The transcript is spliced from 2 exons. Lineage: Eukaryota; Metazoa; Arthropoda; Insecta; Diptera; Diopsidae. Gene Ontology annotation, biological process: endoplasmic reticulum unfolded protein response. The coding region runs from base 162 to 1232 and encodes 356 amino acids. The record is from RefSeq and is a predicted model, not a curated record. Gene Ontology annotation, molecular function: protein serine/threonine kinase activator activity; kinase binding. Gene Ontology annotation, cellular component: nuclear envelope; membrane; endoplasmic reticulum tubular network.